AUGAGUUCUCUUAUUGGAUCAGAUCAUCCAUCAAAAAUCGAGUUUGUUCCAGUUGAACUUAAAGAUUUAAAAUCAAUUUCACUUGUACUUUAUUCAAUACAUUUUUAUCAAUUCAAAAACUUAAUUACAAAUUUUUUUAAACACAUUGAGAAAUUAAGUAUUGCAACAUUUAAUGAUUCAACAUAUUUAUCUGGAAAACGAUGGCAACAAAUCAUUUCAUCUUCAUUACCUAAUUUACGUAUUUUUGAUCUACAAAAUAAUUAUAAUUCAAUGUGGAAUAAAUUCGUAUAUGCGUGGUUAAGUAGCGAUUUUCAAUCGAGCUUUUGGAAAGAUAAACAAUGGUUUUUUCAACAUUGUUACGAUGGUGAAAUAAAAUCAAAUAAUGGAAUAUUUUUCUCAACAAAUCCAUAUCGAAAAGAUUAUCAAUUUUAUUGGAAUGGUGAUCAUAAUCGUACUAAUUCAAAUAUGAAACAAGAUGAUUUCAAAACAGUCCAGAAUUUAUUUAUACAUGAUGCACCAAAUGACAAUGAACCUGUUGGUUAUUUUCCAAAUGUAAAAGAAAUAACAAUUUAUCAUUAUGAUUCGAUUUUAACAAGUCUUAAUCGAAUUCUUCCUUUAUAUCAAUUGAACAAAUUUGAAUUGUUAGCUGCUCUUUGUUCAAUCUCGGAAGAUGCAGUUUCACAAGCACUGUUAGAUAUUCAAAAUAAUCAGCUUGUUACAGCUGAACUUCUCGAAGAAGAAGAUAUUCAAUCGCAAGUAAAAGCCAUGGUUGAACUUUUUCAAGCAACCGCACAUGUUCAAGUUAAUUCAUUUUUACAAUUCGUUCAAGUGAUGUAUCGUUCCAAUGCUCUUGUGUCUGCUUUUGGAACGAAUGCAGUUGUUCAAAUAGGCACUUAUAAAGUAUAUAUCACUUCUACGUAUCAAGCGAACCCAAACAUAAGUCUUGGUCUCGUAUUAAACGCUUCAAGUUGCACUGAAAGGACCAUGGUGGUUCCAGCUCUUUUCUAUGCUCAACCAUUCGAUACUAGCGUAUUUGAUCAUAUAAAUUGGCCUAUUUACUACAGUGGUGGCAGUGCUUAUACAAAUAUUUCUGGAAGCGUCGACGGAUUCUUCGGAGGAUGUUUUCCUCUGGAUUCUAUUCUUGAAAGUACACUUGAUUGUUCUAUUCUUUGUCUUGUUCUUUUUAAUUCACUCAAAACUCAAACAAUUACAAUCAUUGAAAAAAAUCCACCAUUAACUAAAUACAAGCAGUUACAAAUCCUAUAUCCAGAUACACUUGCAUGUCCUUGUUCAAAUAGUACAAUGCCGUAUAAGACUUUUGUUUCAUUGUCUCCCAUUUUUCAUCAAGUAUGCUCAAGUGGUUUACUUAACGAAUCAUGGAUUUCACUACUAUCGAAUAACGAUCCGAAUAAUGUGUUGAGUGGUACAUUUAUUAGUAAAGCUGCUCAAUACUUUAGAUUACUGUCCAGUAUUUGUCAACUAGCUGAUUUGACAACUACCGAGAAUAUUGAUGGUUUUUUUGCACGCACUUUUGUUACUUUCUAUGUGCUUAUCGAAACAGAUUUUAAUAUUCAAGUUAAUGCAACUGUCAAGCAACUGACCGAAUCAAUUGUAAUCAGUUUUAAUCUUUUCAAUAUUAUGACACGUCUUUUCAUUCAAGCUGAUCAGCCAAUAAUAGUAUCACCGAAUUCUCAAGUAAUACUAAAUUAUAUAAAUACUACAGCUGGUACUAAUAAUCCACAAGCACUAGAAUUUAAAUUUCGUUUCAAUACUAUUUUAAAGGACCUUUUAGAUCCGAACGGCCCAAUAUGUCAAUGUGUUGUUGAUACCAAUUGUCAAGGACCAAUCUAUUUCGCAGCUAUGGAGGAAAUUGGUAUUAUAAAAUUACCUGGUGCUCAUCCAGCAUAUGUCACUAGUAGUUAUGUGGCACCUGGAUUGAUUGAUGCAUGUUAUACUAUUGAUUUCCUUCUUCUAUCAACUCUUCAAUGUUUUUAUACAGAUUCUGACUGUAUGAACCAACUGCUCUAUUAUAUAAACAAAACAUAUCCGUCGUCUGUAAAAGAUCCAAAUGUGUAUGCACAUCCACUAAUAUAUAAUCAAACAUCAACUCGUUUUCCUCCAAAUACUUCAAUUUCAUCGAUAGUUGAAGAAAUGAUGAUUGAACAAUGGAAUACAUCGUUGUCAUUUUCUGAUUAUUAUAGAGCGUGUGCACCAACUUAUUGCACUUACACUCAAAUAAAACAUGCAGAAACUCUCAGCGAACUAUUAGUGAAAUUGAUCUCAACGGUCGGUGGUCUUGUUAUGGUAUUACGACUAAUUACAUUCCAAUUUGUUAAGAUUAUUUUCGGUUUAUUACGAAAAAAACCGAAGAAACAACAAGUUCGUCGAAAAUUACUUGAUCGAGUCAAGAUGUUAUUAUCUAAACUAAUAACAUUCUUAUACAAAAUUGUUGAAUCUAAAUAUGUUUCCGGCACGAAUAUUCGGAACAUCAUUUUUGUCAUUUUAACUCUUUAUACAGUUAUUCAACCACAAACAUUGACCAAAUCCUUUUCAACACCAUCAUUAAAUUUCUAUAAGAAACUAAUAAAUGAUCAUAGUGAUGAACUUGAAUGUCCAUGUUCAUUGAUUUCAUCUCCAUAUGAUGAAUAUCUUCAAAUUCAACCAAUUUGUACAAGUGAUUUGAUUUCAAAUGAAUGGAGAUUAAAUAUUACAGCAAAUAUAAUUUCUAAUUUAUCUGCUUAUAAUCAAAGAGAUUAUCGUUUAUUUCUCUCUAGUCAUUUACAAUUUUUAAAUGGAUUAUGUCAACUCUCCAUGCAAACAGUAGAUCAAUCGAUUCAACAAUCUUUAUCUUCAUUAAUGAUUACUAAACAAUUAUUAUCAGAAGAGAAUUUUAAUUUACAAAUUAAUUCAAUGAUUAAUGAAGCAAAAUCCAAUGCUCCUUCAACACUUAUUCGUCUACUUUCCUUACUUCAAGCGACAAAUCAUGGAAAUGCAAUUGUCUCAUCGUAUGGAACUAAUUAUCAAUACAUAGCUCCUAUUUAUAGUACAUUUUCAACCAUUUUAUAUACUCAAGCGAUGAUGUAUGAUGGUAACUGUUCAUGUCAAUUAAAUUCUACUUGUAUUAUUAAUGCUUCGUUUAUCGAGAUGGAAUCGGUACAAUCCUUAACAAUUAAAGGUUUGAAAAUGGGUUGUACACCGAGUGAAUCAUUACUUGCAUCAACUCUUGAAUGCUUCUAUGAUCAAUCAUGUAUUAAUCUUAUUCAAAUAAUGGUAGGAUACAGUGAAAAUAUUACUCCAAUUCCUCUCAACAUAACUAAUAGUCGAUUUCUAAUGAAUAUGACUGUGAUGAAUCUUAUCAACGAUCUAUUUGUUGAAAAAUGGUCAGCAAUAAUGAAUUAUUCAUCAUAUUUUUAUAAAUGUUCACCAAUGAUCUGUUCAUAUACAUAUAUUCAACGACUGGAUUCUUUCUAUACACUGACUUAUUUACUUGGUUUAUAUGGUGGUUUAACUAUCGUUCUCAAAUGGAUCUCUCCGAAAGUUGUUUACCUUGUAAACAAAAUUUACCAACGUCGAAAGAAAACAACCAGUUCAAUCAAACCAAUAUCUACUAUUGAGGGUAACGUCGAAAUAAUGGACGCAAACAAUAUCAACAAUACCGCUGCUUUGUCACAAUCGGUGAAAACAGUGCCAGCACAUUCGAAAAAAUUAUUUUCGGUAUCAUUACAUUACUGGAUCUUUGGUUUAAUAGUGUUUAUACUUGUGAUAAUAGGCAUUCUUAUUCCAUUUAUUUAUGUUUUGCAAGAAAGAAAGAAUCAUUCUACAUCAACAGGUACGAUAUCCUUAAUGAUUUUCAUCAUCGAGUAA
Adineta steineri is the source of this 3864-nucleotide messenger RNA. Lineage: Eukaryota; Metazoa; Rotifera; Eurotatoria; Adinetida; Adinetidae. The record is from the annotation of a GenBank genome assembly.